AUGACCAUCGAGGAGCAACCCGAGCACUUCAACAAUACUCGCAAGGCCGACUUCAAGUCAAUCUACAACCAACCGGACCCGCGUGCCUACUUCGCCGCUCUGACGCCGUUGGAAUACCAGGUUCCGCAGCAUGCCCUCCCCUUUGUGAACCGGAUCUUAGAGCUUUCGUCUUCCACCAACGAACCUUCCACAAACGGCGGUAUCAAAAGCACUGAGAAGGUCCUCGACGUAUGCUGCUCUUAUGGCAUCAAUGCGGCCCUCCUGCGGCACGACCUCGAUCUAGGCUCCAUGGCAACUCACUAUGCCUCUACCCCCAAACUCUCCUCCCGCGAGCAGAUAGCUGCGGAUAAGCGAUUCUUCGCAUCUCGUCCGCAUCGCCCUGGACUAGAGGUCUUGGGGCUAGACGUGGCGCCCGAGCCGAUUUCUUAUGCCAUCGAAACAGGACUCCUGACCUCCGGUUUCGCGGAGAAUCUAGAGAGCGCAGAUCCCUCCCCGGCGUUACGCUCCGCGCUCCGCGAUGUAAAGCUGGUAGUCUGCACCGGCGGGGUGGGUUACGUUUCCGCCUCCACCUUCUCACGGAUCGCGGCGUGCGUCGAGGACCCAGGGAGCCUAUGGAUGGUGACGUUCGUGCUACGCGUGUUCUCGUUUGAGGAUGUUGCAGAGAAGCUGAGGGAAGAACACGGGCUCGUGACGGAGAAGGUCGAGGGGAUGACGUUUCGGCAGCGGCGAUUCACGUCGAGCGAGGAGCAGAGGGCUGCGGUCGAGGAUAUAAGGAGGAAAGGGCUAGAUGAACGCGGGUUGGAGGGGGACGGGUGGUUCCGGGCCGAGUGCUGGGUGACGCGACCGAGCGGAACGGAAAUGGCGAUGAAAGAUCUGCUAGAUGGGUGCUUCGACAAUGGAAAGGACAUCGAAAGGUGA
Molecule: messenger RNA, 918 nt
Organism: Colletotrichum spaethianum
Lineage: Eukaryota; Fungi; Ascomycota; Sordariomycetes; Glomerellales; Glomerellaceae
Exons: 1
Coding region: 1-918 (305 amino acids)
Source: RefSeq, a predicted model, not a curated record